AUGGCUCCAAAGCUGUCAGCAGCCUUCCAACCUUCAGCCCAGUCGCCACCGGCGCGCUGGACCCAACGGCGACCGAUGCGCUCGCUCCCCAGCCUGGCCUUCAGUGCCGUGGCGCUUCGUGGCGCGGCGCUGGCAGCACCUUGGAGGCCGCAGGACUUGCAACUGCCGGACCCUUCGGCGGGUGGCCGGUCCCAAGUCUUUCUGCUGGGACCCUCGCACUUCUUGCCCAGGCAUUUGGAAGAGGCGCGCGUGGAGAGUGAGCGGGUCAGACCUCACGUGCGCCGCUUGGGUCGCUUGAGCGACGAGGGUGGAGGCGUCGCACGGCCAAGUAUUGACAGCAUGGCACUGGACGCGCUGCCCAUUUUUCACCGGUCGACCUGGGAGCUGCUGGCCGAAGCGCAGCGCGUGUAUCCACGGACGGUCUUGUUGGUGCCCAAUUGGUAUUUCGGAAACCGUUAUGUGGAGAGUUUAGUCGAGGAUGAGUUGUUUGUGGAUUUGCCAUUGGAGGCAUACAAUGUGGUCAGGGAAAAGGUGAAUGACAAGGAUAACCAAGUCAUGGUGAGGCAUGGUCUGGCGUGUCUUCAUCGCUUGGCUGGCAGUUUUCCCCACUUGAAGUUCAUCUUCUGGUGCAUUGCUCGAAGAACCUUGAUCCCCAACAGGACGUCCAGCGUUCCCUGGGAGGGGCAGUAUCUGCAAGUGGUCUCGCGCUUUCGCCGUCACACUCUGGAUGUCUUGAAGUACUGCGAUCGGGACACCUUCACCCGCCGGCACAUGAAGGACAACAAUGGCCAUCCCAAGCGCCAAGGAUAUGACUUGAUUUUUCGACUCCUUGCUUCGAUGGACAGACAGACCGGAAUCACAGGUCGUUGA
Molecule: messenger RNA, 870 nt
Organism: Durusdinium trenchii
Lineage: Eukaryota; Dinophyceae; Suessiales; Symbiodiniaceae
Source: the annotation of a GenBank genome assembly